Helianthus annuus (common sunflower) is the source of this 739-nucleotide messenger RNA. RefSeq names its product signal recognition particle 9 kDa protein. Bases 244 to 552 code for a protein of 102 amino acids. Lineage: Eukaryota; Viridiplantae; Streptophyta; Magnoliopsida; Asterales; Asteraceae. Gene Ontology annotation, cellular component: signal recognition particle, endoplasmic reticulum targeting. The record is from RefSeq and is a predicted model, not a curated record. Gene Ontology annotation, molecular function: 7S RNA binding. Gene Ontology annotation, biological process: SRP-dependent cotranslational protein targeting to membrane. The transcript has 5 exons.
GUUUUGUUUCUCAUAACUUGCAAAGCACUUUACACACACAAACCCUAGCUCUCUUCCUUCUCUCUAGAACUCGACGGCAACACACACCCUCUCUAUCGAAGAUCUUUCUUGUUCGGAUCAAUCAUUUAUUCCAUCCUCUCAAAUCGCUUUGGGGUUGUUCUAAACAAAACCCUCGAUAAGAAACUUGACAAAUUUUCAUACCUACUUUGAUCGCCGCCGUUGACAGUUAUCUUGAUCGGAACAAUGGUGUACAUUGUUUCAUGGGACGAUUUUGUCGAACGAUCCGUUCAGUUGUUCCGCAAUAGCCCCCAAAACACUCGUUAUGUGAUGAAAUACAGACAUUCUGAUGGUAAAUUGGUCCUCAAGGUCACUGAUGACAAAGAGUGUCUGAAGUUUAAAACAGAUCAGGCACAAGAUGCUAAAAAGAUGGAGAAGCUCAACAACAUAUUCUUCACCCUCAUGGCUCGCGGUCCUGAAACUGAUAUAACGGAGGUCACCGGAAAAGAACAAAUAGCGCAGCCUCCCAAAAGAGGCAGAGGAAGGAAGCAAUAAUUUUCAAGCCAUUUCAUUGUUGGUUUUCUAGACUUGUCACAAAGCCCCAUUUUGUUAAAUUUUCAAGUAUUAACCUUUUUUAAAGCUGUAUGAAUCCAGUAGAUCUUUUGGGGUGAACUCUUUGCAAUAUUUUAUAUUUCUACUUUUGCUUUGCAUUGCAGAAUCUCAUAAUCUUAUUCUAUAUGAA